AUGGCGCAAACUGGGCCGUCUUUAACUGAUCAUGAUCGCGCCCGAGAAGCGCUUCAAGGCGUCAUCGAUUUCACUGGGUCGCCUUUGGAUUCGCCCGCGCAAACGAGGUCAUCUUCGCCCCACCAUCGCCAUCAGUCAUCGCUUGAAGGCAUCAUCAAUUUCUCCACUGAGCCGCCUUUGGAUCCGGCCGCGCGCGAUCGAGCCAGACGCAAAUUUUACGACAUCGUCGACCAUUUUGACGGCCAAGCCGGAACCGUGAGGGCGGUUGGCGGAGGUGCUGGUAGCGGCGGCCAGACCAGUCCUCAAUACAACCGUGCUCAACUUAUCCGUCUGACAUACGACUACGCGUGCUCCCCUGUCUCACAGGACAACUUCCUACGAGCUUUCUUCCGCUCCUUAGAAUUGUCUAUGGACGACAGCGAAGAUGUCGCAAGCGAACUGAACCAAGAUGUCCGCUCCAGCUUUCUCGGUUUUGCGGAUUACUUGUUCGACAACUUCUUCCUCCCCAUCAAGGCCUCAACCCGAAAAACUCCUCAGCCGACUCCAGCGUUUCACUCCGCCAUCGUGAGACUACAAGGCGGAGGCGAGUUCGCGGGGACCCCAGAUCGCUUAUCGGCUCUGCGUGGUGCUUGCCUCAUACGCGACCGUCAUCGCUGUGUCGUGUCACGCAGCUUUGAUAAGGAGGAAGCGUCUCGCCGUUUCCGGAAGGGCACUAGCACCGCUCUAGACGACGAUGAUGCUCCGCUCGAACAUGAGUCGUUGCCGUUCCAUCACCUAGAAGUGGCCCACAUCCUUCCGCACUCUUUGACGAGACUCGGAAAGGGGAAGGAACUGGAUCCCGCGAAGCAGGCCGCACUGACGAUACUCAACAUGUUCGAUGACGGUGUUGCUCACCUAAUUGAAGGGGUCAACAUCGAUAGGCCGCAAAAUGCCCUAACGCUCACCCUCGAAAUACAUCGGUGGUUUGGCAACUUCGAUAUAUUCUUUGAGCCUGUACCCGAUGCGGAGCCACACACCUAUAGCGUUCAGUGCUUCGGCCUUCCUCUCCUCUUUAAUAGCGUGGUGCCUGUGACCCGCACCCUCUACCUCACCGCCGACCGUGCAGUCGAUCCUCCCUCCCCACGGUUGCUGGCUAUCCACCGUGCGAUUGGCCAUAUCCUACAUCUGUCCGGAGCAGGCGAGUACAUUGAUCAAAUCCUCAGAGACCUGGAAGAAACCCAAUGGGAGGGCGCACAGCCAGACGGCUCGACUGACCUAGGGCGGUUGGUGCAUCUUGGGUUCUGGCUGGAUAAUGGCAUUGACGCGUACUAA
This is a messenger RNA of Chaetomium fimeti, 1311 nucleotides long. RefSeq lists its product as uncharacterized. The coding region runs from base 1 to 1311 and encodes 436 amino acids. Lineage: Eukaryota; Fungi; Ascomycota; Sordariomycetes; Sordariales; Chaetomiaceae. The record is from RefSeq and is a predicted model, not a curated record. The transcript is spliced from 3 exons.